AUGCCAUUGACAAGUUCCCAUUAUGAGAGGAGUUCGCGGACAACCUCGAGUACCCAGAUACAGUUCCCCCGGUCUUGUUGCCAAACAGCGGAGCCGGCCUUGCCGUUCCUGCGGACUCAAAUACUGGAUCUGGUUGCGCUCAACAGCUCGACGGCGAUGGGAAUGAUAUGGCAGGAGUUAGAGUCCGCCGUCGUGUGGAUGCAUCACCGACAAGGUUAUGGUUGGGCAGUGAGCCACCAGAUGAUGAUCGACUCUAAAGUCAUGGGCUAUAGAGUUGAUUGGCUAAAGAAGGGUCAGAUCGAGGACCUACACAAGAAGAUUGCAUACGAGAUAGUGACCAUGAAGGGGAACAAGGGAGAUACCCCGGAGUUUCUGUACGAGGAGAUCAUUGACUGA
Messenger RNA from Triticum turgidum subsp. durum (durum wheat), 396 nucleotides. Lineage: Eukaryota; Viridiplantae; Streptophyta; Magnoliopsida; Poales; Poaceae. The record is from the annotation of a GenBank genome assembly.